AUGAUAAAUAGACAUUAUUUAUUUUUCUAUUUUGUUAAUUAUAUUGUUUUUUGUAAAAUAAGUUUUACAAAUAUAGAAUAUUUUAAAAAUAUCAAAGUAUCAAAGAAUAAAAUAAAUCUGGAAAAAUGUAUGUGGAAUAGCUUAAAUAUUAAUAAAACUAAUUGUAAAGGAAGGUUUCUACAUGAAAUUAAAAAUAACAUGUUACAUAUAAAAAAAAAAUUUAAAAAUCCUCAAUCACAAAUCAAUAUUUCAUAUGAGGAGAAUAAGUCUAAUAAGGAAAAUAGAUAUAAAAAAAAUGAUAUAGAUGAUAUAAUAAUAAAGAAAUUAAUUAUAAGAUUUAAAGAACAUAAUAAUUUUUUAAGAUUGAGAAUUUUUAAAAAAAGAUUUAUGAAUAUUCUAUCACACUGUGGAAGAGUUAAAAGAUUAGAUGAUAUAAAUUUUUAUUUGUAUGAUUUUUUUAAAGGAUUAAGUGAAACAUACUUAAAAAUGUGCUUACAAUUAUUAAAGAGCAAAAGAAUUAGUGUUGAAUUGGAUUAUAAAAUUAAGAAUAAUGAAGAAAAAAGCAUGAAUACAUCAGAAAAAAUUAUUGAUGUAUCACAUGACAGCCGUUUGGAUAGUAUAUGCAAUAUGUUUAAAUUAAAUAAUAAUUCAAAUUUUAAAUUUCUUUUAAAUAAAAUGUAUAAAAAAUGCAAUAUGACUAAUAUACUAGAAGGCUAUGAUAUAAUUCAAUUAAAAGAAGCAAUGGAAUUAGCAGGGCCAUAUGAAAUAAAUGAUGUAAAUGUGUGUAUUGUUGAUACAGGAAUUGAUCAUAACCAUGAUGAUUUAAAAGAUAAUAUUAUAGAAAUAAAAAAAAGUAAAAGAAAUAAGAUAAAAGGUGAUACUUUAUACAAUAAUGGAGAAAAUUCAAUGGAUAGACAUGGUCAUGGGACUUUUAUAGCUGGGAUUAUUGCCGGUAAUUCUCAAAAAGAUAAAGGUAUAAAAGGAAUUAGCAAAAAAGCUAAAUUAAUAAUUUGCAAAGCAUUAAAUGACAAUAAUACUGGUUAUAUAAGUGAUGUCUUAGAAUGUUUUAAUUUCUGUGCUAAAAAAAAAGCUAGAAUUAUUAAUGCUAGUUUUGCUAGUACAGCUGAUCAUUCAUCUUUAUUUAAUGCUUUAAUGAAAUUACAAGAAAAAAACAUUUUAGUUAUAACAUCAUCUGGAAAUUGUUCAGGAAAUAAUAAAAAAAAUACCUUUCAGCAUUGCAAUUUAGAUGUUAAGAAAUUAUAUCCAUCUGCUUAUACUGUAAAAUUAAAUAAUAUAAUUAGUGUAUCUAAUAUGCUUCAGCAGCCAAAUGGGAACUUAAUUAUAUCACCCGAUUCUUGUUAUAGUAAAAGUUAUGUUCAUUUAGCUGCACCUGGAAAAAAUAUAAGAUCAACAUUGCCUCAUAAUAAAUAUGCAAUAAGUAGCGGUUCUUCUUUUUCUGCUGCUAUUAUUACAGGUUUUGCUUCUUUAAUGCUGUCAAUAAAUUCAGAAUUAACAUGCUUCCAAAUUAUUGAAAAAUUUAAAAAUUCGAUAACUCAUGAGAAAUCACUUAAAAAUAAAGUUAAAUGGGGAGGCUUCAUAAAUGCAUAUAACUUAAUUAAGUCUACUGCAGAAUCUUUACAAUAUAAUUAA
Plasmodium relictum is the source of this 1650-nucleotide messenger RNA. It is a transcript of the gene SUB3, whose product is annotated as subtilisin-like protease 3, putative. The coding region runs from base 1 to 1650 and encodes 549 amino acids. Gene Ontology annotation, biological process: proteolysis. NCBI's taxonomy places the organism in Eukaryota, Apicomplexa, Aconoidasida, Haemosporida, Plasmodiidae. The transcript has a single exon. The record is from RefSeq and is a predicted model, not a curated record. Gene Ontology annotation, molecular function: serine-type endopeptidase activity.